Messenger RNA from Portunus trituberculatus (swimming crab), 733 nucleotides. RefSeq lists its product as uncharacterized. NCBI's taxonomy places the organism in Eukaryota, Metazoa, Arthropoda, Malacostraca, Decapoda, Portunidae. Bases 121 to 444 code for a protein of 107 amino acids. The record is from RefSeq and is a predicted model, not a curated record. The transcript has 2 exons.
GUGUGUGUGUGUGUGUGUGUGUGUGUGUGUGUGUGUGUGUGGUACCGUGACCUUGGUACACGGGGCAUAUAAAGAGGAGGUGAGAGAGGUGGAGUUUUACAUCUUUCUUCACCAGACAACAUGAAGACACUUCUGCUUACUGCCACGCUAAUGGUGACGAGUGCUGUCGCCCACACAGAAAUACCGACUGCCUGCGACCCAGAGUCACACUUCGUGAAUGGCAUGUGCCAAGCCAAGGACGAUUGCACCUCCAACUGCGUCGCCCCGAAAGCCUGCAACCUGUUGUGUUCGCAACCUUUGGAUAUCGUUGGUGACGCCUUAGACUGCACUGUGUACUAUAUAUGCGAUGCUUCCAAUACACCUCAAGGGCCCUUCCAUUGUGACACCGAAGCACCGUACUUCAACGGAGAGAAGUGCACUACUGACGAGAGCCAAUGCUGCUAAGACAUCUGCGCAGGGGUCCGAGAAACUUUAGCAACAGCGGAGCAACCUCCACCCGCGAAAUGAUAUCCAUGAACGCAUAGAAGGACACCGUUGCCAUGGUUACGAGGUUGCUAUCAGGUUGCUGGGAACACUACGUCUCGAGGUGGUGUUACUGUCUUAUAUAUAAAUUUAUGUUCACAAAACAUUUCUAUUAGCUUGUCACAAACCUUACCAACAAGAAAGGAUUGUUUUGUAAUGCACAAAGUGAAAACUUACAUGGAACAUCAAAAAUAAAGCAGAGAUGAGAUCA